GCACUCUGGGAUACUGAUAGGCUGGCGCGUUGCAUUUUGGGAUAGCUUGGCCAAAGAUGGCGACGUCUUUAGGAUCCAAUACGUACAACCGGCAAAACUGGGAAGAUGCGGAUUUUCCCAUCCUCUGCCAGACUUGUCUGGGGGAAAACCCCUACAUCCGUAUGACCAAAGAAAAGUAUGGGAAGGAGUGCAAGAUCUGUGCACGGCCCUUCACAGUGUUCCGCUGGUGCCCGGGGGUGCGAAUGCGCUUCAAGAAGACUGAGGUGUGCCAGACGUGCAGCAAGAUGAAGAACGUGUGUCAGACGUGCCUGCUGGACCUGGAGUACGGCCUGCCGAUCCAGGUGCGCGACACGGGAUUGGCGGUCAAGGAUGACAUGCCAAAAUCAGAUGUGAACAAGGAGUACUACACCCAGAACAUGGAGAGAGAGAUCCAGACCUCGGAUGGGACGAGACCUGUGGGCCAGCUGGGCAAGGUUCCUGGUUCCAGCGACAUGCUGCUGAAGCUGGCCCGCACCACGCCGUACUACAAGAGGAACCGGCCACACAUCUGCUCCUUCUGGGUGAAGGGCGAGUGCAAGAGGGGCGAGGAGUGUCCUUACAGGCAUGAGAAACCCACGGACCCAGACGAUCCCCUGGCCGACCAGAACAUUAAGGACCGUUACUACGGCAUCAAUGACCCUGUGGCCGACAAGCUGCUGAAACGGGCCUCUGCCAUGCCCCGGCUGGACCCGCCUGAAGACAAGACCAUCACCACUCUGUAUGUGGGUGGACUGGGAGACACAAUCACCGAGAUGGACCUCAGGAACCACUUCUACCAGUUUGGGGAGAUCCGCACCACCACCAUAGUCCAGAGGCAGCAGUGUGCCUUCAUCCAGUUCGCUACCCGGCAGUCGGCCGAGCUCGCCGCUGAGAAAUCCUUCAACAAGCUCAUCAUCAACGGCCGAAGGCUCACCGUCAAGUGGGGCAGGUCCCAGGCUGCACGUGGCAAGGAGAAGGACAGGGAUGGGCUGAGCGAGUCGGGGAUGAAACUGGAACUGGUGCCAGGCCUUCCUGGAGCUCUGCCUCCACCCCCAUCAUCAGAAGAAGAUACUUCUGCCAACUACUUCAACCUGGGCCCCAGCACAUCCCCCUCCGUCAUGAACAUGAGCCUACCUCCGCCACCUGGCAUCACAAACCCACCACCUCCAGGUUUUGGGCCUCCCAUGUUUCAUUCCAUGGGUUCCAUGGGUCCUCCUCCACCUCCACCCAUGUCCUUGAGACCUCCUGGUCAGAUCCAUUACCCUUCCCAAGAUCCUCAGCGCAUGGGUGCCCACGCCAGCCGCCACGGUGGAUCCUAGUUUUACGGCUGCCUUGGGAGUCCCACACCUCUCUAGUCUCUUAAAGUGGGAAAUGGCUUUUAAAAUGGCUGGUUCCACAGUUACUUAAUACGUUUUCCAGUUUUAACUCUAACUGAAGCUAAAUAAUAUAAAUUAAAACAUUCCCCAGGCUUCAAGUUUUUAAGUCAUCAGGCAGUUACUUGAAUUGUAUUGUUUUGCAGAAACCGUUCAUUUUUAUUGAGGUCGUCUGUGUCGGUCUGAAUUCUGAGAUGGGUUAAAUCUUUGAGACCCUUGGAUCUGUGCUGUGUGUAAACCAUGGCUGUGUCCCUCUGGAGUUUUUAACAGUCCCCUCGUCUGUGGGUCUCAGCCUGCAGUACUGCUUUGUGUUUGGGGGUCGGAGUCGGUUUGUCGGUGUGGUUUUUAGGGAGGUGGAGCAGAAGGAUGCUGACUUCUGUAUUGUGAAAAGCCUGGUGAGAACGACCGGACCCAGAUGCCAGAAGACGAGUACAGCACAGUACAGGAAUUGUGACUUACGGAGACACGCACGUCUUGCUCCUGACCUUCAAUGUGACUCGCUUGCCGGGAAAUAGGACUUUUUCUGAGUGCUGAACAUGGAGGCAUAUUUCCUGGUUUGCUCGUCUUGCUUAAAGCAUAUUUGCUGGACCCUUUUAAGGAACAUAUGUCAUAUAUUUACCGUGGAAACCGUAUUGUCACUUAUCCCCUGCAUUUGUCAUUUGAUAGUUGGAUUUUUGUUUUAAGUCUUGGAUAUGUAUCUAAGAUAUUCAGCAGUGUUUUCUAAAUGUCUUCCUUACACCAUGUGAAUCCUGAAGUGGUCAGGAGUCAUUCCUCCUCCGACGUUUUUCAGGUCCGGAACAAACCCCCGUCUGCUAGUCGUUUGUCAUUCUCUUUAACGUAUAAAACAUUUUUCAAUAAAAAAAGCUGUCAUAGUAAUUUAUUUCUCACAGGUCGUUUUUUUUUUUUCUUCAUUAUUACAGACAAACUCCUUUGGACGAUUAGACACUGGUGUAGCAAAACAUAACUUUUUUUUUUGCACCUUCUACAGCUAGAUGCUAUAAACAGCAAACAUUUUUAAUUUGAUUGUGCUUGUUCUUAUGUGUAUUUAUUUUCUGGAGCAGGAUUGUAUUAAUAUCAUUCAUCCAUUUACAAAAACAUAACUAAAUAAAAAACGGCAGCAUAAGAAGAUUUAGUUAUCUAAUUUGACCUGUGCAGUAACUGAUCUAGCCCUGUUUGUGAUAGAUUGUGUGCUUGUGUAUUGAUGUUGCUGUUCUGGUGAGAAGCAGGUGGCUUGCUGAAGAUCUGGGGGUAUUCCGUUGUUUUCAUUGUGUAAAGGCUUUUUCAGGGGUAGGGUUAUGUCUGUAUUAUUGGGGAUGCCUGUCUUGCUGUGAAAGGCAUGGAUUUCAAAGAUGUUCGUUUGUGUCCUAAGCAACAGAGAUCAGACCUGGUAUGUUGUACAGUGUGAGCCAGGAAGACCCAGCUGGUGUCUCAGACUCAACCCAAAGGGUGUCUUCAUAGGUCUUUCUACGUGGAACCUUUAGAGGUAAUUUUUUUUCAGGUUUUCCCACAUGCUGGAACAUGGACGGUGUCACUGUUGAAUGUCGUAAGAACCAUUAGGUGAUAGUCUGGUCAUUCAGUCCCUCAUAGUGCAGCUUGGUGUUUUCAGGCGUUCUCCGCCCCGGCUCACAGUUCAUUAGACUCUGGGGUGUACAGCUUUCCCCAGCCACGUGGCGCCCGGUUAAAGUUGGGGCGAUGGGCCAGGCGGUCCCAGGUCUUGCUGGGUUCUGGUGGGGUUUCCUGGCACUCAAACACCUGGA
Brienomyrus brachyistius is the source of this 3148-nucleotide messenger RNA. Its product is annotated as pre-mRNA-splicing factor RBM22. Gene Ontology annotation, molecular function: pre-mRNA binding; metal ion binding; U6 snRNA binding. The record is from RefSeq and is a predicted model, not a curated record. The transcript is spliced from 11 exons. NCBI's taxonomy places the organism in Eukaryota, Metazoa, Chordata, Actinopteri, Osteoglossiformes, Mormyridae. Gene Ontology annotation, cellular component: Prp19 complex; U2-type catalytic step 1 spliceosome; U2-type catalytic step 2 spliceosome. The coding region runs from base 57 to 1337 and encodes 426 amino acids.